AUGGAAGGGAAUACCACCUUCCAGAGGAAACUUAGCAAACUGAGGACGCUGAGAAAAGCGGCCAGGAUAGAUGAUGUGUCCCGUUGGAAGCCCAGCGUUGGCAAGCUGCAGCCAGUACAAGACAGGAGACUGCAUAAGGCACAUCAAUAUGGCCUCCAAGUGAAGGACGCGGGGGAUUCGGUCGAAAAAGUAGGCGUACUGCGCACCGCCUCGUCUAAAGAGAUGAUAGCAAACUUGAGCAUGUAUUUCGGAUGGUUGGGCAACUCGUACAAAGGGCUCCUUAACAGGGCGGACGAGGCAGUGUACACCCUUGAAGAAUUAUACCACUCCGUGAACGCAGUGCGGAGGGUAGCUGGUAUGGAAAGCUUGAAGGAGAGUGAGUACCUAGUCAUACUUAAUACGGUGUCCAGAGUGUGUGAGAAGUUGACAGAGGAUAUGGGGAUACGUGAUUACGUUUAUGUCCCCUGUAACGAUACGUCGAUUCCGUGGAUGCAGAUUAGCGAUAGAGUCUACCUUCUAGACUCAGGAACCAUCACACCCGACAAGCAUAGGGGGCCAACCAUCCGUGGGGCCAUUCGAGACGGCACCCCGGCGGAACGUACGUACAUAUUUAACGAUGGUGAACUUCAAGGGAAUGCGAGUGUACCAAUUGACGUCUCCGACUAUAUAUUUGAUAACAUGUUGCUAGGCAGGCAGUUUUGUAGUGCGCAUGUGGAAGUCAAUGAUGAUGGUGAAUACGAAGCCGUGUUCAUCUUAGUGACAGACAUCGAAGCAGCUGAGGCGUAUGAUCAUAGCACUACCCGAAUGGACAAUGGGUAUGAUUCACCUAUGGGGGGACUGAGCAGACGUAUACUCCGGCCAGUAUCUAAGUAUGAGACUAUACUGUCGGGGUUCUUCUCCUCAUUCUUCGUGGGGGUGAGUGAAGAAGGGCUUAAAUCCGUCCAUCAAUUCGUGCGUAAGUGCCUUGAAGACGGGGCAUCCAGGCCUGAGGAAGACUUAGGGCUCAGCGUUACGGAUCUGAACAACUUAUUGGGACACCAGAUCAAUAUUAACAGUUCCAUGUACGCGCCGACUGCAGCAUUAAUGAGGAGGAAGAUUAUGAGGAGAGAACAAAGGGCAGGGACUGACGUAGCGAAGUUGCCUGGCAUCGAGGUGCAAGGACCGAACGUUAUUAUAGCCGCAGCAGGGAGUGAGGUCUACCUCAGGUGUCCCCGUGAGAGAGACACAUGGCUCGCGUGGUUGAUCAUGACCUUGUAUGCAGUCGCGACCGUUGCUAGUACGUUCCGUGACGAUAAGACCUCUGAAGGGCUGAAAGUGAUACCAGCCGCGGUAGCGUUCGUUGUUGUUGUUGUUUCGUACUAUCACACGGCCGUUCAUAAGAGGGAUCUCCGGGAUUUUUUCUUGGGAGGUCGGAAAUUCAAAUCACUAAGCGAGGCACUUGAACACGUACCGGAAGAGGUGAUAAUGCCGGAGCUCCUGGCACAUAGACAUCCGGAACACUUGGUUGACGGAGUCGACUGCUGUUACCUGACCAAUGAAAAGAGGGAAGGGAUGGCGAUUGAUCGCGAGUACAGGAUAUCAAAGCUAGAAUCGUUCGGCGCGCAGAUGGGGGUAGCAGAUACUGGAGAGCUCGUUUUUCGGAGUAACAGGAGCAGGCCGUGGAGGCUGGUAACUGGAGAUGAGCAACAGGUGCACGUAACUGAUGUUGAAGUUGAACGGUGUGCUCCUGCGAGGUGGCGCAUUGACCCAGUAGUCAAAGGCGAGACGAGCCGAAGUUCUGCCGGGGGCGAGGCGAGCAGAGAAUCUCGGAUGGAGGAGCUGGAUGGAACCACACUGUGA
Molecule: messenger RNA, 1839 nt
Organism: Chondrus crispus (carragheen)
Lineage: Eukaryota; Rhodophyta; Florideophyceae; Gigartinales; Gigartinaceae
Exons: 1
Coding region: 1-1839 (612 amino acids)
Source: RefSeq, a predicted model, not a curated record